Cajanus cajan (pigeon pea) is the source of this 1632-nucleotide messenger RNA. Its product is annotated as GDSL esterase/lipase 5. NCBI's taxonomy places the organism in Eukaryota, Viridiplantae, Streptophyta, Magnoliopsida, Fabales, Fabaceae. The record is from RefSeq and is a predicted model, not a curated record. Gene Ontology annotation, molecular function: lipase activity.
UUAAACUAGUCUCAUCGUGAUGAUCAUUGCAUAGAUUGUAUCGCCGUUGAAAGCACAUUGUUCUAUAUAAAAAAAACACUGGAGAAACAUGAAAUGGUGGAUUAAUUGAAAAGUCUUCAAGAUAUGGCAAAACAAAAUUUUCCCCUGGGUCGUUCUGUUGCUUGUUUAACAUUAAUUCAGUUCAUAGCUUUUACGAGUUUCAGCACAUCACAAAGCCACGUAGACGAGACUUCAAGUACCACCACUAAGGCCUUUUUCAUCUUUGGCGACUCCACCGUAGAUUCUGGCAACAACAAUUACAUAAAUACCAUUCCUGAGAACAAAGCAGAUUACAAACCAUAUGGACAAAACGGUUUUUUCCAACAACCCACGGGACGAUUCUCUGAUGGUCGUGUCAUCGUAGAUUUUAUAGCUGAAUAUGCUAAGCUGCCAUUAAUUCCUCCGUUUUUGCAACCAAAUGCUGAUUAUAGUAACGGUGUGAACUUUGCUUCUGGUGGGGCCGGUGUUCUUGCUGAAACCAAUCAGGGACUGGUGAUUGAUCUUCAGACACAAUUGAUCCACUUUGAAGAAGUGGAAAAAUCAUUAUCAGAAAAGCUGGGAGAGAAGAAGGCAAAGGAAUUGAUCGCGGAAGCAAUUUAUUUCAUUAGCAUAGGAAGCAACGAUUACAUGGGUGGUUAUCUGGGUAACCCAAAAAUUCAAGAAAGCUACAAUCCUGAACAAUAUGUUUGGAUGGUCAUUGGAAACUUGACCCGAACAAUCCUAACUCUAUAUGAGAAAGGGGCUAGAAACUUUGGGUUCUUAAAUUUGUCUCCUUUGGGUUGCUUGCCAUCUCUUAGAGCCCUAAACCCGGAAGCCAACAAAGGUGGUUGUUUCGAAGCAGCUUCAGCUCUUGCUCUAGCACAUAAUAAUGCUUUGAAUCUUGUUCUCAGAAAUCUCAAAGAUGACCAUGAAGGAUUCAUGUACUCUAACUCAAAUUUCUAUGAUUGGCUUCGUGAUAGGAUAGAUAACCCCACAAAUUAUGGUUUCAAGGAUGGAGUUAAUGCUUGUUGUGGAAGUGGACCAUAUGGUGGUGUCUUCACUUGCGGGGGUACAAAGAAAGUUAAAGAGUUCAGUUUAUGUGACAACGUUGGAGACUAUGUAUGGUGGGAUUCUUUCCACCCAACAGAGAAGAUCCAUGAGCAAUUCGCUAAGGCAUUAUGGAAUGGACCACUUUGUUCGGUAGGACCCUACAAUUUAAAGAACUUAUUCUCCAACAACGACGAGAUGAUCGAACUCACUAUUGCUGAUGUUGUUGAUUCCCCUAAAACUCAGCAAGAACAAUUUCACUAUUGAGCUCAUUUUUAAAAUAAAAUAAAAAAAAACAAUUUCACUACUGAUCUCAUUCCUCAAAUGAAAUUUGAAUAUUUGCAUGAUAUAUACAAAUUCAUAAUAUGAGCUAAGUGUGUGGCAUUGUUAGGCUAUAGAUCCACACUUGCAAGUGGAGCACUAGUUGAAUUAAGGAACUCUUUGAUCAAAUAUACUUAUUAAAAUUUAAAGUUUGAUAUUUUAAGUGUGCCUUAUUUAUCCAUGUAUCAUCUCUUGUUACUAUAGUCUCUUACAUUGAAUGUAAGGACUAAAUAAUAGUUAUAUAGU